Morus notabilis is the source of this 1359-nucleotide messenger RNA. RefSeq names its product homocysteine S-methyltransferase 3. The transcript has 7 exons. The record is from RefSeq and is a predicted model, not a curated record. Gene Ontology annotation, molecular function: S-adenosylmethionine-homocysteine S-methyltransferase activity; zinc ion binding. Gene Ontology annotation, biological process: S-methylmethionine cycle. The coding region runs from base 174 to 1202 and encodes 342 amino acids. Lineage: Eukaryota; Viridiplantae; Streptophyta; Magnoliopsida; Rosales; Moraceae.
GUUGCUUUCAGAAGAAAACAUAUAUUGAUAUUAUUCAUAUACGUAUAAGCUAGCUUGUGAAAAGGAAGUUCAAAAUCGCCACGAAAGCUAUUAAUUAUAUCCUUAAAAGCUUUUUAUAAAGCUAGUUUCUUUCUGGGGUUGCUGAUAAUUAUCGUAAUACGGUAAUUAAUACGAUGAUGUUGGGAAAAGUUGAACGGACGACGUCGUUCAUGGCUGAUUUUGUGGAGAAGUGCGGUGGAUACGCCGUCGUAGAUGGCGGUUUUGCCACUGAACUGGAACGACAUGGCGCUGAUCUAAACGACCCUUUGUGGAGCGCCAAAUGCCUUGUCAGUUCGCCUCAUCUUAUUAGAAGGGUGCACUUGGACUACCUUGAUGCUGGUGCAAAUAUCAUUAUCAGUGGAUCUUAUCAAGCCACCAUACAGGGGUUUGAGGCCAAGGGUUUCUCAAGAGAAGAAGCUGAAGCUUUACUCAAGAAAAGUGUCGAACUCGCCUACGAGGCUCGCGAAAUAUAUUACGACAGAUGCGCCAAAGAUUCUUGGGAUUUUGUUGAAAGUGGAAGGUCUACAAGACGUCCAAUACUAGUUGCAGCCUCUGUGGGCAGCUAUGGUGCUUAUUUGGCCGAUGGUUCCGAGUACAGUGGAAACUACGGUGAUGCAGUUACUUUAGAAAAACUGAAAGAUUUUCACAGGAGGAGAGUUCAGAUUUUAGCGAAUUCCGGUGCAGAUCUCAUUGCAUUUGAAACAACUCCGAACAAAUUGGAAGCUAAGGCAUAUGCAGAACUUCUAGAGGAAGAAGGAAUUGACAUUCCGGCUUGGUUUUCUUUCACAUCGAAAGAUGGAAUCAACGUGGUAAGCGGCGACUCCAUCUUGGAGUGCGCAUCCAUUGCGGAUUCUUGCAAGCAAGUUGUAGCUGUUGGAAUCAACUGCACUCCACCAAGAUUUAUCCAUAGCCUGGUUUCAUCUAUCAGGAAGGUAUCCAGUAAACCAGUAGUGAUAUAUCCCAACAGCGGUGAAACUUAUGAUGCUGUGAGCAAGCAAUGGAUAAGGUCAAAUGGGGUCGUAGAUGAAGACUUUGUGUCGUACGUAGAAAAGUGGCAAGAGGCCGGGGCUUCCUUAUUUGGUGGAUGCUGUAGGACUACGCCAAACACAAUAAGGGCCAUAUCUAAGGCUCUCUCAGAAAAGUUCUCUGUAAACAAUAAUUAGUAGUUUUCUAAGUAUUUGUUUUUCCUUUUUUUUUUUUUUUUUUUUUUUUUUUUUUUUUUUUUUUUUAAAACCUGUUGUAUGUAAUGAACCCCCCAAGAAAUUAAGAAUUGUACCUUAAGUAAUAAUAAGGUCAGAGUUAUCUUCUUGCAUGCUAAAA